Molecule: messenger RNA, 1191 nt
Organism: Fonsecaea nubica
Lineage: Eukaryota; Fungi; Ascomycota; Eurotiomycetes; Chaetothyriales; Herpotrichiellaceae
Exons: 1
Coding region: 1-1191 (396 amino acids)
Biological process (GO): regulation of transcription by RNA polymerase II
Cellular component (GO): mediator complex
Molecular function (GO): transcription coregulator activity
Source: RefSeq, a predicted model, not a curated record
AUGGCCAAUAAUCCGCAGUCACCCGCCGAUCGUGACAAGGAUCACAGAGUUGGGCCCCCACAAGGCACGGGCACUGCGAGUGACGAUGGGACACCCACUAUCAGGGCUGGAAGAGCUGGCAGAGGCUUUCGAAAUGAUCCCACACAACGCGUUGUCCGUCAUCAGAAGACACCAUACGUCUACAGAAUCGGUAUACGCCUUCCCAAGAAGAAGUUGCGACAAUUCCCGCGGUAUAACGGCAGGGUUCGCAAGUUUGUGUCCGACGGUCCUGGAUCUUUUGUGACUCUGAAAGUUCCCCGGUUGCAUACCAUCAUCAGUCGGAGAGGGCAACAUACUUCACCAGAUACAGUGGUAACAGGGGUCUCGUCGGUCACUUCUCCUCCAUCACCAGAGACGGUUCGGUCUGGGGCGCCAUCUAUCUUCUCCGAGACCACGCCCUACUCUGAUUUCAGGACUCCAGCCACCGACGAGUCUUCACCGCAAGAAACUUCGGCAAACAACGGUCUGCGUGACGAGCGGAGUGGCACCGAACACGAACUUCUGGCUGGCACAACUCGAUCUGCUCUUGGACCCCUUGACAAGUCGUUUGCUUUCCCCAACCGCUCCCGAGUCGACUUUGAAGACUUACCCGUGGCCGAACGCAUUCUGAGUAACUCCAACGGCCACGGCGACGCGAUGGCGCCUGUCAAGGAUACCAGCAACGUGCACAAUACUAUCAAAGACAUUAUCCAACAUCUGACCGACAUCCAGAUCCAAACCCACGGCUACAUCCCCGGCACGCAAGAUUUGUUGGUCGACAAGUUGACCGAUCUUACCAACUCGCUUUCCCAGCUAAAACACCAGACUUCGCCCACCGAAUCUCCCAACAACUACAUCCAUCAAGUCGCGAUUGCUCCGGAGAUAGUGGACUACGUAGAUGAUGGUCGCAAUCCGGAUAUUUUCACCCGUGAUUUCGUGGAGAAUGUGCAGAGAGGCAAUGCGGUGAUUAACGGCAAACAGCAAGCAUUCAGGGAGUUUUCGGAGAUUUUCGCUCAGAAGCUUAAGGAGGGGAUCCCUGGCGUGAGUAAGGAGGUAGAGAGGGUAUUGAGGAAUGCUGGUUUCGAUGAGGAACAUGAUGCUACGACAAAUGGAGAUGGACGGAUGGAUUCACAGAGAGGGGAAUCAAACGACAACGGCACAGCAAAUGGAUGA